AUGGCAACAAAGACAUUUGCCCUCCUUGUAGUCCUUGCUCUUUUAGUGAGCGUGGCCACAGCAGUCUUUAUCCCACAAUGGUCACUAGCUUCCACCGCUGCAACUAUUCCGCAAUACAUCCCAUCAGUAACAAGUGUGGGGUUUGAAAACCCAAUUGUGCAAUCCUACAGGCUACAGCAAGCGCUCGCAUCAAGCAUCAUACCAUCAGCCUUAUGGCAGCAACAAUCCUCAGCCCAUUUGGCAGUACAAAGCGUCGUCGCACAGCAACAACUGCAACAGCUUUCGCCAGCAUUCAAUCAACUAGCCAUCGCAAACCCUACUACCUUCUUGCAACAACAGCAGCUUUUCCAAGCACUCAACCAACUGGCUGUAGCUAACACUGCUUCCUACUCGCAGCAACAGAUGUCUUCAUUCAACCAACUGGCUGUUGCAAACCCUGCCGCCAUCUUGCAGCAGCAACUGCUAACACUGAACCCACUAACUGCGGUAAAUCCCACCGCCUUCUUGCAACAAUAGCAGCUGCUGCAAUUGAACCAACUAGCUACGACAAACCCUGCCGCAUACUGGCAGCAACCCAUCGUUGCCGGUUCCAUUUUCUAGAUUACUUAUGAGUUGUACUUCAACAAUAAAGUUUACAUGCCGACGUGUGUAACUUUCUGGAAAUAAUAUUAGUAUUG
Molecule: messenger RNA, 677 nt
Organism: Panicum virgatum (switchgrass)
Lineage: Eukaryota; Viridiplantae; Streptophyta; Magnoliopsida; Poales; Poaceae
Product: kafirin PSKR2-like
Exons: 1
Coding region: 1-516 (171 amino acids)
Molecular function (GO): nutrient reservoir activity
Source: RefSeq, a predicted model, not a curated record